AUGGGUAGGGUUAAGUUGAAGAUAAAAAGACUUGAGAGCACAAGCAACACGCAAGUUACAUUCUCGAAGAGAAGAAAUGGGAUAUUGAAGAAAACCAAAGAGUUAUCGAUUUUGUGUGAUAUUGAUAUUGUCCUUAUGUUUUCUCCUACCGGAAGGCCUUCCGUUUUCCAUGGAGAACACAGGUCAACAUCUUUAAACCAUCCUCAACUUUCUUCCUUUUGUUCAAUUUUGUGUUUCAAUGCAACAUAA
Arabis nemorensis is the source of this 249-nucleotide messenger RNA. The record is from the annotation of a GenBank genome assembly. Lineage: Eukaryota; Viridiplantae; Streptophyta; Magnoliopsida; Brassicales; Brassicaceae.